Durio zibethinus is the source of this 3890-nucleotide messenger RNA. The record is from RefSeq and is a predicted model, not a curated record. Lineage: Eukaryota; Viridiplantae; Streptophyta; Magnoliopsida; Malvales; Malvaceae.
CUUCAACAACUUUACUCUCAAAGCAAUCGUCACUCUCUGUGGCUCAGCAUUUCUCAGGAAAAGAUUCCCUUCUGCUUUACUAUAUGCUUUAAUGGAGACUGGUGAAUUUGGGAAUGCUUAAACGGAGUGGGUGGUUUUUUGUUACUGAUAAUUUGAGCUAGAUUUCAUUUUAGCUCUGCUGAUUCUAGCUGCUUGCAGUCUGAUCAGAUUAUUGGUUAUGCUGGUUUGAGUUGUUAUUGUGGUAGACAAAGAUGGCAAAGAAGAAAAAUCCUUUAGUUUUCAUGGAUGUGUCAAUAGAUGGUGAUCCUGCUGAAAAGAUGACUUUCGAGCUCUUUCCUGAUAUUGCUCCCAAGACUGCUGAAAAUUUCCGUGCACUUUGUACAGGAGAAAAGGGCAUUGGUCCUAAAACUGGAAAACCAAUGCACUACAAGGGUUCCUUUUUCCAUCGAGUCAUUAAAGGUUCCAUGGCCCAGGGUGGCGAUUUUGUGAGAAGAGAUGGAACUAGUGGGGAAAGCAUAUAUGAUGGGAAGUUUCCAGAUGAAUCUCCUAGGCUAAAACAUGAUGGACCUGGUCUCUUAUCUAUGGCAAUUGCUGAUCGUGACACUGUAGGUUCACAAUUCAUUAUCACCUUCAAGGCUAAUCAUCAUCUUGACAGAAAGUAUGUGGUUUUUGGGAAGCUUGUGCAAGGAAAUGAAGUGCUGAAGAAAAUUGAAAAUGUGGGUGAUGAGGAAGGAAUACCAACUGUAACAGUGAAAAUUAUCAAUUGUGGUGAAGUCAAUGAAGAGAAAAGAAAAAUCAAGUUGAAAACAGGAAAAGAUGGAUCCCUUGAUGCUAAUAGUCAUGAAGUGCGAAGGAAGGGGAAACAUAAGAAAUCUUCAAGAGACAAAAAGAAGAGGAGAAGACAUUAUUCGUCUGAUUCAGAGAGUUCCUCAGAUUCUGAGACAGAAUCAUCUGAAUCUGAUAGUGAUUCAGACUCAUAUUUGUCAUCAUCCUCUAACAUUAGUUCUUCAAGUGAUGACAGGCGUAAAAAGAGGAAGAGAUCUUCUAAACGAGAAAAAUAUAGGCGCAGAAAAAGAAGAGAUAAACGGCGUGACAAAAAGAGAAGAAGGCGUGAUAAGAGAUCAAAGCGUAGAUCAAGAAGAGCUUUGGAUAGUCUUACAGAUGAUGACAGUGAGAGGAAAAGUGAAAGCAACACUGAUAAUGAUGUUGAUGUGCAAGGAAAAGUACAGAAGCAUGAACAGCUUUCUCAGAAAAAUGUUGGGAGUCAAUCCCCUUCAGCUGUAGAGAAAGAAAUUCGACACAGAAAAAGGGAAGAGGCUGAUUUGCUCGUAAAGGAGCAUGAAGCUCCAAAGGAAAAUGGAGAGCAACAGAGCAAUGGCAUAGAAGAAGAUGCUAAAUCUGACAGAAGUGCAGAGAGACAACCUGAUGUGGUAGAUGAUCACCCAAGCAAAUCUAGGAGCCGAAGCAUAAGUCCUAAGAGGGCCAUGUGUAAGAGUAUGAGUAUUAGUCCCAGGAGUCGUCCAAGCCGGAGCCCCAGUCUCAGCCCAAGGCGGAGUGUGAGCAGGAGUCCAGGUGUGACAAGGAAUCCGCCUCGCUUUCCAGAAAGAAGUGUAAGCAGGAGUCCUGUUAGAAGUAGGAACAGGAGCCCUGCUAAAAGCAUCAGCAGGAGCCCUGCUAAAAGCAUCAGCAGGAGCCCUUCUAGAAGCAUCAGUGGAAGCCCUUUGAAGGGUAGAAAGAGUAGAAGCAUCAGCAGGAGCCCUGCUAGAGGCAUCAGCAGAAGCCCUUUGAGGGGUAGAAAGAGUAGAAGCAUCAGCAGGAGCCCAGUUAGAGCACGUACUCGAAGAAGCAUUAGCAGGAGCCCUGUAAGGUCUCGGUCCCGAAGAAGCCUAAGUAAGAGCCCAUCCAGAUCAACAAGAAAAUCAAUUAGCAGAAGCCCUGUUAGACUUUUGAAAAGAAGCAUAAGUAGAAGUCCAGCAAGAUCUUCUAGGAGAAGCUUUAGCAGAAGUCCUGUAAGAUCUUCUCGGAGAAGCAUAAGUAGGAGCUCUGGUAGGGCUCCUUCUAGGAGAAGCAUCAGCAGAAGUCCAUUAAGGGAACCAAGUAGGAAUUAUCACCAUAGUUUUUCAAGGAGUCCCACCCCUGUACGAAGGGUAAGGUCAACUUCUGAUCGAGGUAGAAGUUUAUCGAGAAGCAUUUCCCCUGAUGCAUCACCUAAGCGCAUCAGAAGGGGUCGGGGUUUCAGUGAGCGUUACUCUUAUGCACGAAGAUACAGAACCCCUUCUCCAGAUCGUUCUCCUAUGAGAUCCAAUCGUUACAGUGGCAGAAUUGAUCGGGAGAGUUCUAGGUAUUCAAGUUAUAGGAGGUAUUCACCUAGGCGUUUUAGAAGCCCACCAAGAGGAAGAACUCCUCCAAGGUACAGAGGCCGAAGAAGCCGGACACGAAGUCCAUUGAUAUCACAUAGCCCUCGUUACCGUAAUCGUCGAUACAGUCAUAGCCGUAACCGUAGCCCUAGUCGCAGUCAAUCCCCUAUUCACAGCCGCUCUCCAGUUGAUGUGUCCAGGUCUCAUGCCUCUCCCAGUGCUGGGAGGCGAAGGUCCCCUUCUCAGAGCAGGAGCCGAUCGGAAUCAAGGUCCUCAUUGGACUCUCAGUCGCCUAAGCAGGCAAGCAAAGCAAGGUCAAGGUCAUCUUCUGGAAGUCUGGAUGGUAAAAGGGGCCUGGUCUCAUAUGAUGAUGGUUCACCCGACUCAGCAAGGUGAAUUAGGUGAAAGUUUGGGGAGAUUUUGGUACAAGUCUCUGAUGAGCCCAUUUUCUCUUGAUGCACUAUGUUGUGCAGUUUUACCAAAUUGUUGUUUCUACUUGGUUGUUGCCGGUGGUUGCAGUAAUUAAAUAUCUGAUUUCAGUAUUUUCGUUCUGGUUGUUCUUGGCAUGCUUUUAGGAUAUCUUAUAAAUAAUGAACAGUAUGUGGAUUAUAUGGGGGGUAGGAAUCUUGUUACAUUGUUAGUGCAGUGUCCCUAAGAAUCUUAUGUAGUUCUUUAAUGUAUCAGAAAAUUUUCCUACAAAACUGAGAAAUGAACUCUGGCGAUGAUCGGGAAUUGGAGCUUUAUUAAAUUGCAGUUGAUCUUAUGUCUUGUUCAUUUAUAGGAAAUCUAAUCAUUUUGUCCUGUCUUCUGCAACAUCUUUUUCAACUUAUAGAUGGCCUGUAAAUACAUGAUAGUUUUACUUGCCUGGGUCUUAUGAAAAUUAACGUUGUUAGCAAUUUUGCACUUAAUUUGAACCAUGUCAACAGUUUGGCUUCGUGAAGCCAUCCUUGAAUGUCUGUCUGAAGCACGAUCAGAUAGAUUCUUACGAAGUACAGUAGCAAGCUCCACAAGGUCUGGCUUCCAUUAAUCACCAAAGUCAACCCACAAAAUAGGACAUUGUUAGCACAAACUGAUGGAGCCCCUCUUAGCCUCUCCAAGUCUUCUCUCAUUGUCUAUUCUCUUUGAUAUGGAAUUGGAAACUAUCUAUCAUCUCAACUCCAUGGUUCUCUACCCAAACCCCCGAGUCCGGCUAGUUGGUUUCUCCCCUGGUUUGUAGAUUGGCUAUGCUAGACAAAAACAAGGCCAGGUUUGGGUUGGCGCCUGGUAUCAGCCUUUUGUUUGGUCCAUGCAGUUUCAGGACCGCUAGUCCUUCUGCUCACCACCUCCUCAGUUCUUUAGCUGAGGUCGUGCAAUUCCACGGGAAACGUAUCGUAGCUGUCAGGGCUGGAGCUACCCCAGUGUUGAUCCAAGUGAUAACAAACACCGAGGAUGAAGACCUUGCUGGAACUUCACUAGCUGUUCUGGGUCUUCUUGCGAGGUUUGAUGAAGGAUUAAAUGCUUUGACAAAGACUAAUAUUUCUGACAAAAAUUUUC